Molecule: messenger RNA, 369 nt
Organism: Echinostoma caproni
Lineage: Eukaryota; Metazoa; Platyhelminthes; Trematoda; Plagiorchiida; Echinostomatidae
Source: the annotation of a GenBank genome assembly
UCCCCAUUAGUCUCUUGUAGUCACAGGCUAUUUCUGGCCGCUCGAUUUCAUACACUGCUGUUACGCAAUGUCCCCGAACUGGGACCGUUUCGUUUGCCCAGUUUGAAACGCUUCACACACUUGAUUGACGUGCUAUAUGACAACCACGUGCGAUUGGUUAUUGCUGCAGACCGGCCCAUUACACGUUUGGUCUCACAUAACAAUCGGUCUCUGACUGAACUUGUCGCAGAGCAUCGCCAACUAAUUGAUGAUCUGCAGCUGGACAUGGUAAGUUGUUCACACAUACAGUUCUCAUAUUAUUACACACCUAGGUGUGAUGAACAGCAGACGGGGCGAACCCCAUGGUCACGAGGACCUGCUGUUCAGUAG